Cercospora beticola is the source of this 3486-nucleotide messenger RNA. RefSeq lists its product as uncharacterized. The record is from RefSeq and is a predicted model, not a curated record. Lineage: Eukaryota; Fungi; Ascomycota; Dothideomycetes; Mycosphaerellales; Mycosphaerellaceae.
AUGAGCGGCAUCUUCGGUUUCCCGCUUACCUGCCUCAUCCAUUUUAUCGCUUCACGUUUGCAGGAUGCAGAGACCAAGAGGAUUUCGGACGCUGCUAAGUCCUCUGCAGCUCCGCUGCCAUCGCCGCGAGAGGGCGCACCCUUUGCCGACAUCACUGCGCCGUCGACUACCAUCCCCGAGUUCUUCUCGACGAUGGAUCCGACCCUUUACAUUCCCGAAAUCUCUUCCCCUCCAUCCACGACUACCUUCCCCUCUUGGCUGAUGACCCUCAUCUUCUUCUUGCUCCUCAUCUCUGGCCUCCUCUUCUUCAGGCGCGUUCACGUCACCGGUGCCAAUCGACAUGGAGAGUAUCUGCUCGACGCCGCCAUCGAUGACCAGGAGCACGGACAGCAAGCGGCACGUGAGGCACUUCUCGACAUUGAUCAAGCUGAAAACAAGCACCAACUCGACCAUCUGAAACUCACCGUCGACUCUCUCAAGAAGGCUGAAUCCAAGGCCAAGAACUCGGAAGCAGAUGCUAAGGCUGCCGCCGAGAAGGCUCGGAACGACUUGUUGUCUGUUCAAGCUCGAUUCGAUCACCUCAAGGCCGAGCUCGAUGCCAGUACCGCAGAAUGUGAUAAAGCUCACUCUCGCGUCUCUGAAAUGACUGGCAAGAACGAAAAGCUGGUUGAGGCACAGCAGGCGCUUCAGAAAGAGAUGGAUUCGCGGAGGGACGAGUUCGAUGCCGAGCGGCAGGAACUCACUCGCAAGGCUGGUGAGGCCGCUCAGGCCAGUGAAGCCGAGCUUGCCUCUGUCAAAACUGAGAAUGCCGAACUCACGAACAAGAAUGCCGCCUUGAAAAAGGAUCUAUAUGAUGUCGGCAGAAUGAAGUGGGUUGCGACUGAGCACCUCGACCGCGCCCGGGAGCUCGCGGAGUCUCAACAGAAGGGCUUCGAAGAGAAGCUGAAGAGACAGCAGUCCAAUGCUCAGACCGAGCAGAAGUUGCUCCAGAAGCAGCUGGAUGGCAUGGAGUGGAACCUGGGACGUGAGCAAUCUACCAACGAGGAGCUUCGUGAGGAGCUUCUCAGUGCUCAAAACCAGCUCAACUCCUCCCAAUCACAGCUCGCUAAGGCUCAAGGCAGCAUUGAGGUGCUCGAACAGCAGUCAAAUGCAGACAGAGUCAAGCUGGAGGACGCACAAUCCGUCCAUCAGAACCUGCAAGAGAAGCUUAAGCUCGCUCAGGAAGGCCUUGAUUCCGUGCAGAAAGAAUCCUCCGUGCUCCAGGAUACCAAUGAGCGUCUCGAGCUGGAAAUUGCAGACCUUCAGAAGCAGGCAAUUGAUGCAAAAGCGAAAGCGCUCGGCGUAGAGGAGCAGCUGGAGAACGAUUACUGGAAAGUGUAUAAACAGUUCAUGGACGCUGAGAACGAACGUGAUUCUGCGCAUAAGAAGCUUGAGGAGCUACGCAGCAGUGCCCAGCUGGACAAAGAGAAGCUCAAUUUGUCGCAGAACGAGGUAGAGCAGCUCAAGAAGAAGCUGGAGGAUUCUGAGAAAUUGCGCAAAGCUGAUGAAGACGAACUGGAGAAGGUCCGAUAUGAGCUUUCCGCCGCUCGUGAGACCAUUGAAAACGCAGGCGAUACUUCUGAGGUCGCGCAGAAGUACAGCUCGUUGAAGAAGAAGUACAAGGAUCUCAAAGGCAAGCUGGAAACAGAGGAGAAUGCCAGUCAUCAGCUUAGGAACGAGUUAUCUCGAGACCGGGCUAUUCUCGAGGUUGAGCGACAGAGAGCUGACAAGUUGGACGCGGAGAAGUCGGGCUUUUUGACGAAACAGCAUUCUUCCGCGGAGACGCUUUUACAAAAGGAUCGUGACCUGACAAGUAGCCAGAAGUCCGUCAACAAAUUGCGGGGCGAGCUGGAGGAUGCCCGAAAUGCGAAAGCACCUGCAGAAAGCGGCUGGUUCAAGGCUUCUCGGAGGGUCAAAGAACUGGAGGCGGAGAAUGCCAAGUUGAGAGACGACAGCAAGAUGCAACGGGCCUUGGACGAGAAGGAAGAAGCUCUGCAGAAGGCUAAUGGUGCUGUUCAGCAGCAUCAGGAAGCCCUCGCACAUCGAAACACAAAGAUUUCUGAUCUCAGGAAGGAGCUUGAGCAGGCGAAACAGCAAGCGAUGAGUCCGAGCCAGUUGCGGCAAUACUGCGAGCAAGCUCAGCAGGAGGCAAUCGACAAGGAACACAAGAAUGGCCUAUAUCAUUACGGAAAACUCGAACGUGCGCACAAGGCCAAGCUCGCAGAGCUCGCAGAGCUCGCGGAGGCCGCAGCAGAGCAGCAGUCAGCCCUUGAUGGAGCGACAUUCACUUCCGAGCAUAUCGCUAAAGAGCUUCGCACUCUCUGUCUUAUCCUGAAGUACAGCAAACUCUGGCUUGAUCGCUGGAGAAACGGCCGUCCGAACACGAACCAGGACGAUGCUGGUGAUGAUGACCAGAAGCCAGAAGACGAUAGAGGUGAUCAGGACGGUCAUGAUGGUGAUGAUGACCAGAAACCAGACGAAGAUGAAGGUGAUCAGGGCGGGCACGAUGAUGAUGAGUCCAAGAAGAGUGAUGGCAACGAUGCUGGAGUACCGGACAGCCAAGCGAAAAACGAUGGCGAAUAUGGCGACUCACAACCUGAUGGAGGCGAAGAUCAGGAUGCCCCAGGCGAAUUGGACGACGAGUACGACUAUUAUCGAACACACGUCGAGGAUGUUGAGUCUGUUGAUGCUACCGACAAUACAGUAGAGCCAACGAUCACACCGAAGGAGGCCACGACUGGCACAAAUGGACCAACGUCGCCCACAGCCAGUCUCCCGACGCUUGCCGACAACGACACAGCGACCGACAGCGACGAACGCAUAAUUCCGAAAUGGUUCUAUGGCAACACUCGCGGCGGUCGUGGCAAUGUAAUCGAGCAGAAGAAGGGACAGAAAAAGCGGCGAAAACACAACGACGUUACACAGUCCUCUAUUCUGAACGCAGCCGCUAACAUGGACCCAAGUGCUGCGGUGUCCACAUCAGAGUCCACGAACACACUGACGCAGGCUUCGCAACAAGCCCUUGGUCAAUCGAGCUCAGUCAGCUCGCCGAGUACAUCCAGCGCAUUUAGCAUGCCAAGACAGGCUCAGAACUUGUCCUUCCGAUCUACCCAUGCGGAUACACGAGAGACUCCUCGUCAGAUUCAGUACCAUGCUCCUCAUCAGCUGCAGUACCAAGCUCCUCAACAGCUUCAGUAUCAGGCGCCUUAUCAGCCCCAACACUGGGCUCCACCUCAGCUACCAUUCCAGUCUCCUCAUCCGCCUCAGUAUCAGACCUAUCAUCAGGCUCAGUACCAGGCUCCCUCUCAGCCUCAGUACCGGUCUCCCAACCAUACGAGCACGUCGAUUCAGCCUCCGCGCCAGCCGUAUGGCUUCUCGGGUCCAUCGAACUGGGCCUCGCAGUCUCGAUACUCCAAUUCUCACCCAGCACAGCGUAGACGGUUUUGA